GCAUCCACGGCUCGGCCAUGAUUCUGGGCCUGUAGCCUGGUCCAGUUCCUGUGUCAUCUCCUAGUGGCCUGGCGCCGAGGCUGCGAUACCCAGGGCUGGAGCCGCAGCGGGAGCCCCGGAUGGUAUUCUCCAAACUCUCAAGAAGAAGUCAAGAAUUAAGGAAACCUGGAGAGGAACCUUUCUUAAAAGACAAUGACAAGAGAAAAUUGGGCCCACAGCGCUCUGAGGCAAGAGGGUCUUGUGAAAGGAAAGGAUGAUACCUGGAAAUGGGGAACCAGCUUCCAAGGGAGCAGCUCCUCUGUUUGGGAGACCUCCCACCUGCACUUUAGACAGUUACGUUACCAUGAGACAUCUGGACCUCAGGAGGCUCUGAGUCGGCUCCGGGAGCUCUGUCGCCGGUGGCUGAGGCCAGAAGCACGCACCAAGGCGCAGAUCCUGGAGCUGCUGGUGCUGGAGCAGUUUCUGAGCAUCCUGCCUGGGGAGAUUCGGACCUGGGUGCAGCUCCAUCGCCCUGGGAGUGGCGAGGAGGCUGUGGCCUUGGUAGAGGAGCUGCAGAAAGACCUCGAUGGACCAGCACUAAAAGUUCCAGUCCUUGUCAAGGAUCAGGACAUUUUCCAGAAGGAGAUGAGCACUCCAGGAACAACACCUCCUACACCCAUUGGCCGCCACAUAGCAGCUGAAAUUUGCCCAAAUCCUCUUACUGACCACGUGGUGUUCAACUUUCAGGAUCCUCAGCAUGAUUCUUCUGUCCCUGAAGCUUCUGCCCUUUCCCAGGAAGAGAACCCAAGAAAUCAAUUGAUGGCACUUAUGCUCCUAACAGCCCAGCCCCAGGAGUUGGUGAUGUUUGAGGAGGUAUCAGUAUGCUUCACUUCAGAGGAAUGGGCCUGUCUGGGCCCAAUUCAGAGGGCCUUGUACUGGGAUGUGAUGCUGGAGAAUUAUGGAAAUGUGACCUCCCUAGAAUGGGAGACCAUGACCGAGAAUGAGGAGGUGACAUCAAAGCCAAGUAUUUCUCAAAGAGUAGACUCUCAGAAAGGAACAUCAAAAAGACUUCAAGGAGGUGUUCCCUGGGUCCUUGAUUUGGAGGAAGAGUAUGAAUGGCAAGUUUUGUCAAGUCAGUGGGAAAAUGAAACAGGGGAAAGGACAGACACAGUGAAGAAAGGUUCCCUUUGUGAACGAAACAAGAAGAAAAGGACUCCACCAGAAAAACGAGGCCAACAGUGGAAGGAAUUUGGAGAAAGCUUGACUUUAGGUUCAGCUAUUUCUGAAAGUUUAGUAGGUACUGAAGGAAAGAAGUUUUUUAAAUGUGAUAUAUGUUGUAAACAUUUCAAUAAAAUCUCCCAUCUUAUAAACCAUCGAAGAAUCCACACUGGUGAGAAACCUCAUAAAUGUAAGGAGUGUGGAAAAGGCUUUAUUCAGCGCUCAAGCCUUCUCAUGCAUUUACGGAACCAUUCUGGGGAGAAACCUUACAAAUGUAAUGAGUGUGGAAAAGCGUUUUCUCAAAGUGCUUACCUUCUAAACCAUCAGAGAAUCCACACUGGAGAAAAACCUUACAAAUGUAAGGAGUGUGGAAAGGGCUUCUAUAGACACUCCGGCCUUAUUAUACAUCUAAGGCGCCAUUCAGGGGAGAGACCUUAUAAAUGUAAUGAGUGUGGGAAAGUUUUCUCUCAGAAUGCUUACCUCAUUGACCAUCAAAGGCUCCACAAAGGGGAAGAACCUUAUAAAUGUAAUAAGUGUCAGAAAGCUUUCAUUCUGAAGAAGAGCCUCAUUCUGCACCAGAGAAUCCACUCUGGGGAGAAACCCUAUAAAUGUGAUGAAUGUGGAAAAACCUUUGCUCAGACCACUUACCUUGUUGACCAUCAGCGACUCCACAGCGCAGAGAACCCUUACAAGUGUAAAGAAUGUGGAAAAGUUUUUAUUCGAAGUAAAAGCCUCCUCUUACACCAGAGAGUCCACACAGAAAAGAAAACCUUUGGUUGCAAAAAAUGUGGAAAGAUUUUCAGUUCUAAGUCAAACCUCAUUGAUCAUAAGAGGAUGCACAGCAGAGAGAAACCUUAUAAAUGCACUGAAUGUGGGAAAGCCUUCACUCAGAGUGCUUACCUUUUUGACCACCAGAGACUCCACAAUGGGGAGAAACCCUAUGAAUGUAAUGAAUGUGGGAAAGUUUUUAUUCUGAAGAAAAGUCUCAUUUUACAUCAAAGGUUCCAUACUGGAGAGAAUCUCUAUGAAUGUAAAGAUUGUGGCAAGGUCUUUGGCUCUAACAGAAACCUCAUUGAUCAUGAGAGACUCCACAAUGGGGAGAAGCCAUAUGAAUGUCGAGAGUGUGGGAAAACCUUUAUCAUGAGCAAAAGUUUCAUGGUUCAUCAGAAACUCCAUACACAAGAAAAAGCCUACAAAUGUGAGGAUUGUGGGAAGGCUUUCAGUUACAAUUCAAGCCUGCUUGUACAUCGGAGAAUCCACACUGGAGAAAAGCCCUUUGAAUGUAGUGAGUGUGGAAGAGCUUUCAGUUCAAACAGAAACCUUAUUGAACAUAAGAGAAUCCACAGUGGUGAGAAACCCUACGAGUGUAAUGAGUGUGGCAAAUGCUUCAUUCUGAAGAAAAGCCUCAUUGGACAUCAGAGGAUUCACACAAGGGAAAAGUCUUAUAAAUGCAAUGACUGUGGUAAAGUCUUUAGUUACCGCUCAAACCUUAUUGCCCAUCAGAGAAUCCACACUGGCGAGAAGCCCUAUGCAUGUAAUGAGUGUGGGAAAGGCUUUACUUACAACAGAAACCUUAUUGAACAUCAAAGAAUUCACAGUGGGGAAAAAACCUAUGAAUGUCAUAUAUGUAGAAAAGUCCUUACCUCUAGUAGAAAUCUUAUGGUACAUCAAAGAAUCCAUACUGGAGAGAAACCUUAUAAAUGUAAUGAGUGUGGAAAAGACUUUAGUCAGAAUAAAAACCUUGUUGUACAUCAGAGAAUGCACACUGGAGAAAAACCUUAUGAGUGUGAGAAGUGUAGGAAAUCCUUUACUUCUAAGAGGAAUUUAGUUGGCCACCAGAGAAUCCACACAGGAGAGAAACCUUAUGGGUGUAAUGAUUGUACUAAAGUUUUUAGGCAAAGAAAAAACCUUACUGUACAUCAGAAAAUUCAUACAGAUGAAAAACCUUGUGAAUGUGAUGAGUCUGAAAAGGAAUGCUCUCAAACUUCAAACAUUCAUCUGCAACAAAAAAUCCGUACUGUGGAGGAAUUCUCUUGGCUACAAAAUACCAAUAAAUCCAAGAUAGAGAGCCAGAAAAUCUAGUGUCAUAUGUAAAAUGGAAUAGCAUUCCUGCCUAUUUAAGUAACUGCUGGAGGAAUGAUACAUAGUUCUAAGGAAAAAAAACCUAAGAUCAACCAUUUUAUAGACAAGUGAGUUGCAUAUAUUUAAUAGAAGAAACUUAAUCUAGACUUUUAAGUCUACAAAAACAUAAUUCAAAUCUAAUAAUGUAGUUAUAAAUGAUAGCAAAAAUGUCUUUGUAUUAAAAAGUGGACAUGUUUAUGAAAAUAUGUAUGACGUACAUUUUAAAUAUAGCAUCACUGCUACAGAAGGUCUGUGUAGACAGCAUGAUCCAGAAUGUCAGAUGUGGAGUUGGUGGACAGUAGUCUGCUGUUUGAAGACAACCUAAGAAGAGCACUGGAUUUGGAAUCAGAAGACCUAGGUUUGUGUUUGGCUCUUUCCCUUACUAGCUAUAUGAUUUUAUUAAGUCAGUCUCUAAGCCUCCGUUUCUCUGUCAGUCAAAUGCUGACAGAAUGCCUACCUCACAGGGUUGUUGUGAGGGUUAACUGAAAGGAUAUUUGUGAAAAAAACUUUAUGAAAUCAGUUGUCAAUAAAGUUGGAUAAAAGAGGUAUGGUCACAAUCUGAACAUGACAUAAUGUAAGUGUGUUCAUUAAGUCAGUAUUAGAAUGAAGGGGAUUCCAUGAAUCUCAAAAAUAUUCAUUUUUAUAAAAGGAAGUAUAGUGAAUAGCAAACUUUGGAAUUUAGUGCUUUAAGAAGAAUUUUUUAAAAUUCACCUUUAAAAUGUCUAAGGAAGUUAAUAUCAUAGCUGAUAUACCUAGCUUGUGUUUAUGGAAAAAUAUUAUGGCCAGCCAUUACAGUGAUGCCAAGGAAAACAAUUUAUUUUCCAACCUUUGAAUUUGAAACUUAACAGAUGUAGAGUGUCAAAAUGGAAGGACAGUCCUGUGUUGCUUUCUUUGUUCAUAGGGAAAAAUCCUUUACCCCAACAGCUGAGGUGAUGAUCCUUACCACAGUCAUUCUCAUAUUGUAUUGUAUUGUAUUUUAAAUUGAUGCAUAAUAGAUGUACAUACUUCAGGGUAUAUAUGAUCAUUCUCAGUGCUAAUCAGCAUUUCAUCAUUGCUGUUAUGUGAUAGCUUAUAAUUCAUGAAACAACAUUCUGUCCCAGCACUUAAUAUACUACAUAAAAUUUUCAGCCUGAGCCAAUACCUUCAAGUUCUAAUUAAGCCAAUGUAGAAUCCACUUCUGGGCAGUCAGUGCCCAUUGUCCCUGUGAACCAACCAUUCAUUCAGCCUGUGACCUUUUGUAUAUUUAUAGGUUUAACUCAGCCUGUAUUGAGCUGAUAAUUUUUUGGACUAUAAAUACUUGAAUAUCAGGAUUGUGUUUUCUAAUACUAGUAAUGUCCAAGUGGUGUGUUGAUUAUAAUAAAUGUUAUUAAUUCCUAGUUCUUCAUUAGAAUGAAAGGUACCUAAGAGUGAAAAUUGAAAAGGGACCAAGGUUUAGCCUUAAGACCUGGAUAUGAGUUAGGUUCUGCCACUUGCCUUCACUUUUUGGAGCCUUGAUUACCUCAUCUGUUAACAGGAGGAAGAAUAUCUACCUCACAAAGUUAUGAGGUAAUGAAUAUGAAAAUGCUUCAUAUCCAUACUGUAGAAGAAUCACCCCAGAUUGUAUAAUAAUUACAAAGGGAUGUAUGUACUUUAACAAUGGAGAAAGCUAUCUUUUACCUCUUAACCAAGUAACAAAAUGUAACAUUGCUAAGACUAAGACAGCCCACAUAAUGUGCCUCCUUGUGUGAUGUAAUAAGCCAAAAAUUGUUCAACCUGAAUUUAAUCAAGCUUCUCAGAUUUAAUUGCCAGUUUACAGGAAAUACAGGAGACAGAUGAACAAAAUAAAAGACACCAUGAGAAACAGACAAAUCUAGAACAUGGGAUAUCAUAUAAGAAAACACCCCUGGAUUCUUCAAAAUGUCAUUAUGAUGGAGAAGAGAGGGGAGUGAUAAUUGUUGAAGCUGGAUGAGUGUACUGGGAGUUUAUUAGUAUUCUCUGCUUUUGUGUAUGUGUGAAAAUUUUCAUAAUGAAAGCUAUAAAAUGUGGAUGAGGGGGGUUGUUUUGAAAAGAUACUGAAAAGCCAUUGGAUACUAGGAACCAGAAACAGACUCAUAUAAAUGCCCAGUUGAUUUUUGACAGGUGCAAAACCAAUGCAAUGGAGGAGGGAUAGCCUUUCCAACAAAUGUGGCUGGAGCAAUUGUAUAUCCAUUGGCAAAACAAACAAAAAACAACUUCAGGACCUAGGACUAAGGGAAGAAGUCUUAGAUGACAUCAAAAGCAUGCUCCAUAAAAGGAAAAAAAUGUUGAAUUGGACCUCAUCAAAAUUAAUUUGCUCUGCUUUUACCCUUUUAUGAGAAUGAAAAGACAUUACAGACUGGGAGAAAAUAUUUGCAAAGCAUAUAUCCAACAAAGAAUUUGUAUCUAGACUGCAGAAAGAACUCUCAAAACUUAACAGUUAAGAAAUAAAUCCAGUUAGAAAAUGAGCAAAAGACAUGAACAGACAUUUUACCGAAGUAUAGAUGGCAAAUAAGCAAAUGAAAAGAUGUUUAAUGUCAUUAGUCAUUAGGGAAAUGCAAAUUAAAAUCAUGAAUUACCACUAUGUACCUAUCAGAGUACCUAAAGUAUAAAUAAUAGCAGUAACACCAAUGCUGACAAGGAUGUGGAGAAACUGGAUUGCUGGGAAUGUAAAAUAGUAUAGCCACUCUGGAAAAUAGUUUGGCAGUUUCUUAUAAAAUCAAGCAUGUACAUAUCUUAUGCCUCAGUAAUUAUAUUCCUGAGCAUUUAUCACAGAGAAAUGAAGGCUUAAGGUCACACAAAAACUGUACAUGGAUGUUCAUAGCAGCUUCAUUUGUAAUAGUCAAAAUUUGUAGGCAACCCAAAUAUCUUUCACUAGGUGGUUUUAAACACACUGGUAUAUCUAUACCAUGGAAUACUUAUUACUCUGCAAUAAAAUGUAAUGACUUGUUGAUAGCCAUAACUCCUUGAAUAAAUUUCAAGGGAAUUAAUGCUGAGUGAAAAUACCAGUCUCAAAAGGUCAUAUACUUUAUGAGUCCAUUUAUACAACAUUCUCAAAAUGACAAAACUGUAGAAGUGAAAACUGGGAUUAGUGGUUGCCAGAGGUUAGGGAUGGUGGGAGGGAGAAGGGGGAGAGGGUUGGAUGUAACUAUAUUAAAGAGGUAGCACCAGGGAAGUCUUUGUGGUGAUGGAACACUUGUGUAUUUUGAUUGUGGUGGUGGUUAUGCAUAUCUACACGUUUUAAAAAUAACAUAAAAGUAUACACACACACUACCAAUGUUGAUAUCCUGGUAUUGAUAAGUAUAAUUAUGUCAGAUGUAACCAUUGGGGGAAACGGGUGAAAGCUACUAUCUUUGCAACUUCCUGUGAAUCUAUCAUUUCAAAAUAAAAGGAAAAAAAGCCCAAAACUAAAGAGCCAUAACCAAAUACAGUGUGUGAAACUGAUUUGGGAAGAAAAAUAAUGAAAAUAUAUGUUAGGACAAUAGAAGAAAUCUGAAUAUGACUGGAUAUUAGAUGGUAGUAGAGAAUUACUGUUAAUUUUCUUACCUGUGAUGAUGGUGUUAGUUUGAACAAUAUUCUCAUUUUUAAAGGAUGCAUGUUGAAGUAUUUGGAAUGAAGUGUUCUGGUAUUACAACUUUUAAAAAAUGCUUUUAAGUAUGUAUAAAGAAAUAAGGCAAACACAGCAGAAUGUUAAUUGCUGCGUCCAGAUGGAGGAUAAUGGGUAUUCAAUGUACCAUGCUUUCAACUUUUCUGUAUCGUUUGAUAUUUUUGAAAUAAAACGUUUGGGGGGAAA
Lemur catta (Ring-tailed lemur) is the source of this 7105-nucleotide messenger RNA. RefSeq names its product zinc finger protein 197-like. Lineage: Eukaryota; Metazoa; Chordata; Mammalia; Primates; Lemuridae. Gene Ontology annotation, biological process: regulation of transcription by RNA polymerase II. The record is from RefSeq and is a predicted model, not a curated record. Gene Ontology annotation, molecular function: DNA-binding transcription factor activity, RNA polymerase II-specific; RNA polymerase II cis-regulatory region sequence-specific DNA binding.